Candidula unifasciata is the source of this 1218-nucleotide messenger RNA. The record is from the annotation of a GenBank genome assembly. NCBI's taxonomy places the organism in Eukaryota, Metazoa, Mollusca, Gastropoda, Stylommatophora, Geomitridae.
AUGUCAACAGACUUUACGGAUGUAUAUCUUCCAAUAUUUGACGACCUCAGCAAAGAGACAAUGACCACAAUAGUUACAAUCAACAUUGUUGCUUUAGUUGGAGUCAUUUCCAUGUUUGGUAUAGCGUGUAAUGUAAUCAAUAUUUUAGUGUUCUGUAAGCAAGGAUUUUCAGAGACCACAAAUAUCAGCUAUACCGCUCUUGCCAUUUCUGAUUUACUAACUCUGGUGACCACGAUGUGUUUAAGUUUCCUUUGGAAUCCGUUGUUCCUGAACUCUGGACUACCUCUUGUAUUUAAAGAUAUACAGAUGACAUUUGCUGCUUUGUCUUACGCUUGUUUCACUAAUAUAACGGGGAUGGUGACAGCUUUUGCUACGUUUGAACGAUGUAUGUGCGUUGUCUGGCCAUUGAAGCUAAAAUGCUCAUUUAGACGAUUACACAAAUUUACUGUCCUUUCCAUGUUUGGUAUAGCGUGUAAUAUAGUCAAUAUUUUAGUGUUCUGUAAGCAAGGAUUUUCAGAGACCACAAAUAUCAGCUAUACCGCACUUGCCAUUUCUGAUUUACUAACUCUGGUGGCCACGCUGUGUUUAAGUAUCUUCUGGAAUCCGUUGUUCCUGAACUCUGGACUACCGCUUGUAUUUAUAGAUAUACAGAUGACGUUUGCUUCUUUGCCUUACGCUUGUUUCAGCACUAUAACAGGGAUGGUGACAGCUUUUGCUACGUUUGAACGAUGCCUGUGUGUAGUCUGGCCACUUAGGACUUUACUGGGAGUAACUUUUGUCGAAAAUACUGAACUAAUAUCUAACACUUCCUAUAUCCUCCAUUCAGCCCUCCAGUUAGUUGCAUUUUUUGCUGUUCUGCUUUUCACUGUAACUCUGAUUGUCUGUCUGAGACAAAUGACUGCCUGGAGAAUACUGCAGUCUAAGACCCAGAAUGCAGCCAAAAAAGCGACAAAACGACAAGACAAAGCCAUAAAAAUGAUAACUUUGAUAGCAGCAACUUAUGUAGCUACCUUUUUUCCAACAAUCAUUGGGCUUGUGGUAACAGUUCCAUAUCCGAGUUUCGGUCCUACGGGUAGAUACAAGAACAUUUUCUUUGCCGUCUGGUCAUUAUCUAUACUCUUUAGCGUCGUGAAUUCGUCAACCAACUUAUUUGUCUACUACGUCAUGAGUUCAAAGUUCAGACUGACAUGUUAUCAAAUGCUUUCAAGGCUGCUCUAA